AUGAUAGAAGAUAAUAUAAACAUAAUUCAAAAUGAUCCUUUAAUUAUAAUAGAUAAAUUUCCAUACACAAAAAAAAAGGAAAUUAACCAAGACAAAAACUCUGAAAAAAAAAAAAUUAGUAAAAUAUAUUUUUUAACUCACUUUCACGCUGAUCAUUAUAUGAAUAUAAAUAGAUAUUUUAAUGAAAAUGUCUUUACUUCAACUAUAACAAAAAGUUUAUUAUUAAAUAUAAUUGGAGUUAAUGAAAAAUAUGUUCAUAAUUUAAAAAUUAACAAGAAUUAUUAUCUUUUCAACUUUGAAGUUAUUUUUAUCGAUGCAAAUCAUUGUCCUGGUUCUAUUAUUAUUUAUUUUGAAUUUUUAAAUGGAAUAAAAAUAAUUCACACUGGUGAUUUCCGUUAUUCGAAUAUCCAUAGUUUUUUGAUAAAAAAAAUAUUAAGUUUUACCUACGUAAAAGAAGAAGAGGGCAAAGAAAAAGUAUUAAAAGAUCUUAAAGCAUUAGAAUUGAAAAAUAAUAUUUUUUCGAAUGAAAAUGAAAGUAAAAAAUAUAUAGUUUUCAAUAAUAAAAAAUAUAAUAUUUGUUAUAUUAAAGAAAAUUUUACAAUAUACAAAAGUAAUAAAUAUAUUGUAAAUAUUGAAGAAUUUAGAAUUGUUUAUUUGAAAAUUAUUGAAGAAUUAUUAAUUAACCUUAAAAAUAUAAAAAAUGAAUUUUUUUUAUAUGAUUCUUUGGAGUAUGAAAAUUUUUUUAAUUAUUUCAUUUAUAUAGAAUUGUCAUUGUAUUUUAGUCAAAAUGAACAAGAAAUCUUACUGUUAUAUGAAGAUAAAAAACUGAACGAAGCAGAUAUAAUUUUAAAUAAUGAAAAUAUAAAAAAUAUUCGUUUUAUUCUGAAUUUUCCUAAAAAAGAAGAAUCAGAAACAUACUGCAGUUUUUUGGGAAUAAAAAAAGAAUUGUUGGAUUAUAGAAGUAAUGAAUUACAUGGUAAUGAUUCAAAAAAAAGAUUAGAAUUCAAAAAUUUAAAUAAAGAAAAUAUAAAAUUGGAAUGCAAAGAAGAUAUAUAUGAAGAAUAUGCAAGUUUUAAUACGUCUUAUUGUCAUACAAAAAGAAACAAAGAAAGAGGAAAAAUCAAUAACAACAUUAAAAAGAAAAGAAAUGAAAUUAAAAGAAGUAAUAGUAAUAUUGAUUCAAAUGAAUUAGAAGAAAAUUCUAAUUAUAUUAAGACAAUUUAUCUUGAUACAACAUAUGCGCUUACUAAAAAUAAUUUAUUUCCUCCUCAAAUGUACUUGAUAAAUUACAUAAUAUAUUUAUGCAAAAAAAAAGUGACUAAAGAUUCAAAUAUGGAAAUUGACAUUAAUCAAAUAAAUUCUUCAUCGGAUAAGAAAAAAAGGAAUCAAAGGACAAAUCCAGGAAUAAAAGAAGAAAAGGAAAAUAAGAAAAGAGAGAUAUGUAUAAAGAAAGAAAAUGAGGAAGAGAAUAACGAAAAAAAAGAAGAAAAUAAUGAAAAGGAAAAUGAAGAAAAAGAAAAAAUAAUUUUAAAAAAUCAAAAGGUUUCGAAAAAAACAUUAUUUUUAUUUGGUACUUAUAACUUAGGUAAAGAAAAAAUUUAUUUAAGUGUUUCUGAAGCUUGUAAUAUGAAAAUAUAUUUCAGAAAUGAAAAAAAAAAAAAAAUAAUUGAAUCCUUUAUAAAUAAUAGAAAUAUUUUAAAUAGAAUAACGAAUGAUAAAUUAGAAGCACAAAUUCAUAUUGUUGAUAUUAAUUACUCUUGUAUAUUUCCCAAAAUAGAUAAAAAUAAGCUUCUAAAUUUAAUGGAUGAAGAAAUAGAAAGAGAAUUUGAUUUUUUUUAUUAUAUUAUUCCUACAGGAUGGACUAAAAAAUAUUCUUUUUAUGAGAAAAAUAAUAUUUCUGUUUUUUUAAUACCUUAUAGUGAGCAUUCUAAUUUGUUAGAAUUAAUUAAUUUUGUAAAAUCUAUUAAACCCUGCAAUAUAGUUCCAACAGUUUUUUCUAAUCCCAAAGAAAAAUUGAAAAUUUUGAACAUAUUCAAUUCUUAUCUAAAUUUAAAACAAGAAAUAAGCAAUUUCUUAAAAAUAGAAAAUAAUAAUAAAAUCAAAAAUAAAAAAAUAUCAAAACAAAAUAGUAAAGAACAUGAGAAAAAUAAAAAAAAUUACAAACAUAAAACAAAGGCAGACAAAAUUGUAUGUGACAAAAAUCAAAAAAAACUAUCUUCCUUUUUUUCUUUCUUAAAAAAGGAGAAAAUUAAAAAGGAAGAAUAA
Molecule: messenger RNA, 2265 nt
Organism: Plasmodium relictum
Lineage: Eukaryota; Apicomplexa; Aconoidasida; Haemosporida; Plasmodiidae
Product: DNA repair metallo-beta-lactamase protein, putative
Exons: 2
Coding region: 1-2265 (754 amino acids)
Biological process (GO): double-strand break repair via nonhomologous end joining; protection from non-homologous end joining at telomere; interstrand cross-link repair
Molecular function (GO): damaged DNA binding; 5'-3' DNA exonuclease activity
Source: RefSeq, a predicted model, not a curated record